AUGGGCUCCAUCAGCGCCAUGGAUUUCACCCAACACGACCACGAAGUCCACUUGCUGCCAGGGUUGGAUCUCCCAGAACGCGUGGAUCAAAAGCCGAAUUGUCCUUGUCGUCGCAGCAGCAUGACGGGAACGCAAAAUGAAGCCCCCCACGAGAACCUCCCGUUCUGUGUUGUCUCGAAAAUGCCCUCGACAAAGGCGCCCUCGCUUCCCCGAAGGAGUUUGAGUAUCCCAUCACUUGAGGGCUUGGUUGGCGAUGAACCAUAUGCGAUGAAGAAAGCGUGCCCAACCACGGAAACAAAGGACCUCAAGUGUGGACCUUGCCCAUUUCCCAGCAUCAUCAAAGUCGUUGGAGUUGGACGCAUCGCGACAGAAGUUGACGGGUGGCAGGACAAUCACGAGACGGUUUAUCAGCAUAGUACGGCUCUCAAGCGACGCUCAGCCCCAACGCUCCCCACCAGACAGCUCAGCAAUUCUUCAUUGCUUUCAGGCAGCGAUUCGUUGGCAAACUCGAGUUGCUCUGGAUGUGCAGCAGAGCCUAUCCAAAAAGAAGAGAGACACGUCGUUGCUAAGAAGGUGCAGGAUGUGCCCCCAGCUUUGCCCUUGAGGCGAGGUUGCUACAAGAGACACCCUUGCAGAGAUUAUGCUUUCGCCGCCUAG
Molecule: messenger RNA, 657 nt
Organism: Seminavis robusta
Lineage: Eukaryota; Bacillariophyta; Bacillariophyceae; Naviculales; Naviculaceae
Source: the annotation of a GenBank genome assembly